This is a messenger RNA of Gorilla gorilla gorilla (western lowland gorilla), 2931 nucleotides long. RefSeq names its product pre-mRNA processing factor 39 (gene PRPF39). Gene Ontology annotation, molecular function: protein binding; pre-mRNA 5'-splice site binding. Gene Ontology annotation, biological process: mRNA 5'-splice site recognition; RNA processing. Gene Ontology annotation, cellular component: commitment complex; U2-type prespliceosome; U1 snRNP. NCBI's taxonomy places the organism in Eukaryota, Metazoa, Chordata, Mammalia, Primates, Hominidae. The transcript has 13 exons. The record is from RefSeq and is a predicted model, not a curated record. Bases 591 to 2237 code for a protein of 548 amino acids.
UGCUUCAAUAUGUAGAACAGGAGAAUCACUUGAUGGCUGCCAGGAAGGCAUUUGACAGAUUUUUCAUACACUAUCCGUAUUGUUAUGGUUACUGGAAAAAGUAUGCAGACCUUGAAAAGCGGCACGACAACAUUAAACCAUCAGAUGAGGUGCGUACAUCACUGAAUAAACUUAUCUCCAAUAGGUACUGUAAGCCAAUUAAUAACAAAACAAAGUUUUUUUUUUUUUUUUUUUUGGCUGGCAGUACCUACCAUUUAUGGUCAAACAAUUUUUAUAGGGUAUUUAUUUGCAUUUGUCACUCUUGUGGCAUUUGUAGCUAAUAUUUUCUCUCUUUGUUGGCAGGUGCGUUAAACCUCUACAGUUUGUCAAGCUUUGCAGUGCAAGCCUCUGUAUUACACUGCAGCUUAACAAGUAGGGCAGGGCUUUUCUCUCACUUACAUUUAUUUCUCAUUUUCCAAACAAUAUAGUUGGUUUGCUAGUCACAUUUGCUACGUCUUAUUGCAUUUUUGGUCAGACGCUGUCAUUGAUGCUCUAAUGGGUCUGUGCCCUAUGGUCUGUAACCCAAAGCCUGCCCACACAACCCGGUCAGAAUGCAGGGACUGCUGCGCUUUGAAGAUCAAGACUCUGCACGUGGGGAUCAGAACAUUGCCAUGUUCUAUCCAACCUCCACCCAAAUGGUUUAUCGGCGGGGGCUUCAGGCAAUACCUCUUAGUGUUGACCUUUGGAUACAUUAUAUAAACUUCUUAAAAGAAACAUUGGACCCUGGUGAUCCUGAGACAAACAAUACAAUAAGAGGAACUUUUGAGCAUGCUGUUCUAGCUGCAGGAACAGAUUUCCGUUCUGACAGACUGUGGGAAAUGUAUAUAAACUGGGAAAAUGAGCAGGGAAACCUGAGAGAAGUUACAGCUAUAUAUGAUCGUAUUCUUGGUAUUCCAACACAGCUGUAUAGUCAUCAUUUUCAGAGAUUUAAAGAACAUGUACAGAAUAAUUUGCCUAGAGAUCUUUUAACUGGUGAACAGUUUAUUCAGUUGCGAAGGGAAUUAGCUUCUGUAAAUGGUCAUAGUGGUGAUGAUGGUCCUCCUGGUGAUGAUCUACCAUCGGGAAUUGAAGACAUAACUGAUCCUGCAAAGCUAAUUACAGAAAUAGAAAACAUGAGACAUAGAAUCAUUGAGAUUCAUCAAGAAAUGUUUAAUUAUAAUGAGCAUGAAGUUAGUAAAAGGUGGACAUUUGAAGAAGGUAUUAAAAGACCUUACUUUCAUGUGAAACCUUUGGAAAAGGCACAACUAAAAAACUGGAAAGAAUAUUUAGAAUUUGAAAUUGAAAAUGGGACUCAUGAACGAGUUGUGGUUCUCUUUGAAAGAUGUGUCAUAUCAUGUGCCCUCUAUGAGGAGUUUUGGAUUAAGUAUGCCAAGUACAUGGAAAACCAUAGCAUUGAAGGAGUGAGGCAUGUCUUCAGCAGAGCUUGUACUAUACAUCUCCCAAAGAAACCCAUGGUGCAUAUGCUUUGGGCAGCUUUUGAGGAACAGCAGGGUAAUAUUAAUGAAGCCAGGAAUAUCUUGAGAACAUUUGAAGAAUGUGUUCUAGGAUUGGCAAUGGUUCGUUUACGAAGAGUAAGUUUAGAACGACGGCAUGGAAAUCUGGAAGAAGCUGAACAUUUGCUUCAGGAUGCCAUUAAGAAUGCCAAAUCAAAUAAUGAAUCUUCAUUUUAUGCUGUCAAACUAGCCCGGCAUCUUUUCAAAAUACAGAAAAACCUUCCAAAAUCAAGAAAGGUGCUUUUGGAAGCAAUCGAAAGAGACAAAGAGAACACAAAGUUAUACCUCAAUUUACUUGAAAUGGAAUAUAGUGGUGACCUCAAACAAAAUGAAGAAAAUAUCCUAAAUUGUUUUGACAAAGCUGUACAUGGUUCAUUACCUAUUAAAAUGAGAAUUACAUUUUCUCAGAGAAAAGUGGAAUUUCUUGAAGAUUUUGGUUCCGAUGUUAAUAAGCUUCUGAAUGCUUAUGAUGAACAUCAAACACUCCUGAAAGAACAGGAUUCUUUAAAAAGGAAAGCAGAAAAUGGAUCAGAAGAACCAGAGGAAAAGAAAGCACAUACAGAAGAUACAACUUCAUCAUCUACACAGAUGAUUGAUGGUGAUUUACAGGCAAACCAAGCUGUAUAUAAUUAUAGUGCGUGGUAUCAAUACAAUUAUCAGAAUCCUUGGAAUUAUGGACAAUAUUAUCCUCCCCCUCCAACCUGAUGGGAAAAAUGUAAAUUUCAAAUGGAGUGUGUGAAAAGUAUGAAAUUAUUAUUUUUUUUAAUGAGGGAUGUAAACAGUAUAAGCUUGUUGUAUUUGAUAACCUGUCUUCCUUGUUUCUGUGUAACAUGAUUUGUUUAGUAAUAGGGGGAAAAUGUCAAUUAGUAGCUUACCACAGAUACUGUUUCCUACCAUUUAUAAAAUUUACUUUUUAUUGAAAAACUAUUUUUUGAUUUUUGCAUUAAGUGGUCUAGAAUUCUUUUGCAAUGCAUUUGCAACGGAAUUUUGUAGCCUUAAGGGGUAGGAAGAAAAACCUGACUGCAAAUCAUGUCAGUGUAGUACAAAAUUCUGAAAACACAUAAGGGCUGGUUAUUUACCUCCUUUUUUUUUUUUUUUUUUUUUUAAAGAAAAAAGGACUUUUAACCUUUGCUGACAAGGUUUUGUCUGUUUCAGUUAUACUUGUGAAUUGUGAUCUAACUGCAGAAAGGAUACAUUAUUAAAAUACUUUGCCUUGGAAUAGAGAUUAUAAAUGAGAAAAUGGAAUGUUUGCAUCCCUUUAAAAAUGAAAAUCAUAUCAAAAGUAUGUUGUUUCAGGAGACUUUGUAUUUAGAAUAUUCAUGUAAAACUUGUGAACAAGCUUUCAUUUUGAUCAAACUGAUCUUCAUUUUUGUAAUAAAACGGAAGACUCAUCCAGUAA